GGUGGGGGGAGGGCCGGGUAGCGACAGCGCUUUCGAGCGGUUGCGGGCGGCCUGGCUGCGGGACCGCGCCUGCGGCGAGAUGGCGGUCCUGGGCGCCGAGGGCUAAGGCGCCGCCGCCUGGGGACGCGCCUCUACGAGCUCGGGAGCCGACUAUGAGCUCCUUGAAAGAAGGAAUCGUGUCUUACUCAUCUUUAUAUCCCCAGCAUCCAGUACAGUUCCUGGUACAGAGUUUAAGCUGAAUUUUGGGACAUGGCCACUGCUUCACCAAGGACUGAUACUAGUAAUAACCACAGUGGAAGGUUACAGUUACAGGUAACUGUUUCUAGUGCCAAACUAAAAAGAAAAAAGAACUGGUUUGGAACAGCAAUAUAUACAGAAGUAGUUGUAGAUGGAGAAAUUAAGAAAACAGCAAAAUCCAGCAGUUCUUCUAAUCCAAAAUGGGAUGAACAACUAACUGUAAAUGUGACCCCACAGACCACAUUGGAAUUUCGAGUUUGGAGUCAUCACACUUUGAAAGCAGAUGCUUUAUUAGGAAGAGCAACAGUAGAUCUGAAACAGGUUCUGUUAGUACACAACAGAAAGUUGGAAAGAGUGAAAGAACAAUUAAAACUUUGCUUGGAAAACAAGAAUGGCAUAGUGCAAACUGGAGAAUUAACGGUUGUGCUGGAUGGAUUGGUGAUUGAGCCGGAAAAUCUAACGAGCUGCAACUCACCUCCAACCAUAGAAAUACAGCAAAAUGGUGAUGCCUUACAUGAAAAUGGAGAGCCGUCAGCCAGGACAACGACCAGGUUGGCUCCUGAAGGUUCAAAUGGAAUAGAUAACCAUGCACCUUCCAAUGCUGUGGUGCAAAAUUCAUGCUGUUCACAUGUAAUUAAUGGAGACAGUGCACCUUCAUCUGCAUUUCAGGGUUCCGCCAGACCGCAAAACACACCAGCUCCCAAACCACUCACAACUGAACCAGCCAGUGAUGCUGUUAAUGGAGAAUCAACCUCACUUGCACCAACUGAUGGCCCUCUUGACACAGGGACUGCGGUCCCUGAGGAUGGAGCCUCGUCAUCAAGUUGUACGGGAACCACUCAUGAGGAGGCCCCUGUUCCAGAAGUGCCGGUGUCCUCGGAGCACAAUGGAUGCGUCCUCUCUGAUGGCAUGACAUUUGGGUCUGGGGCUGGUGGUGACCUAGACCCUGCUGCCUCUGCUUCUGGAAAUAGCUCUGCCUUUGAAGCAGUCAAAUUAAGGCAGCCGGGUGGGUGUGUGGAGCCUGGGAGGAACGCCAGCACAGAAACCCUGCCCUCAGGAUGGGAGCAGAGAAAAGACCCUCAUGGGAGAACCUAUUAUGUGGAUCAUAAUACUAGAACGACCACGUGGGAGAGACCACAGCCUUUACCUCCAGGCUGGGAGAGAAGAGUGGAUGACCGUGGCAGGGUGUACUAUGUCGACCACAAUACCAGGACAACCACAUGGCAGCGGCCAACCCUGGAGUCGGUGCGGGACUUUGAACAGUGGCAGUCGCAGCGCAGCCAGCUCCAGGGUGCCCUGCAGCAGUUUAACCAGCGCUACCUCUACUCAGCUUCAAUGUUAGCUGCAGAAAAUGACCCCUACGGGCCUUUGCCACCAGGCUGGGAAAAAAGAGUAGAUUCAACAGACAGAGUUUACUUCGUGAAUCAUAACACAAAAACCACGCAAUGGGAAGAUCCAAGAACUCAAGGCUUACAGAAUGAAGAGCCCCUGCCAGAAGGCUGGGAGAUUAGGUAUACUCGGGAAGGUGUGCGGUACUUUGUCGAUCAUAACACCAGAACAACAACGUUCAAAGAUCCUCGCAAUGGGAAAUCAUCUGUAACUAAAGGUGGUCCACAGAUUGCUUACGAACGCAGCUUUAGGUGGAAGCUUGCUCACUUCCGUUACCUAUGCCAGUCCAAUGCACUACCCAGUCACGUAAAGAUAAACGUGUCCCGGCAGACAUUGUUCGAAGAUUCCUUUCAGCAGAUUAUGGCAUUAAAACCCUAUGACUUGAGAAGGCGAUUAUAUGUAAUAUUUAGAGGAGAAGAAGGACUUGAUUAUGGUGGUUUAGCAAGAGAAUGGUUUUUCUUGCUCUCACAUGAAGUCCUGAAUCCCAUGUAUUGCUUGUUCGAGUACGCUGGCAAAAACAACUACUGUCUGCAGAUCAAUCCUGCAUCCACCAUCAAUCCAGACCACCUUUCCUAUUUCUGCUUCAUCGGUCGCUUCAUUGCCAUGGCACUUUUCCAUGGAAAGUUUAUUGAUACUGGGUUCUCUUUACCAUUCUACAAGCGUAUGCUAAGUAAAAAACUGACGAUUAAGGAUUUGGAAUCCAUUGAUACUGAAUUUUAUAAUUCCCUUAUCUGGAUAAGAGACAACAACAUUGAAGAAUGUGGCUUAGAAAUGUACUUUUCUGUUGACAUGGAGAUUUUGGGAAAAGUUACCUCCCAUGACCUGAAGCUGGGAGGUGCCAAUAUCCUGGUGACUGAGGACAACAAGGACGAGUACAUUGGUUUAAUGACAGAAUGGCGUUUUUCUCGAGGAGUGCAAGAGCAGACCAAAGCUUUCCUGGAUGGUUUCAAUGAAGUUGUUCCUCUUCAGUGGCUGCAGUACUUUGAUGAAAAAGAAUUGGAGGUUAUGCUCUGUGGCAUGCAGGAGGUGGACCUGGCCGACUGGCAGAGAAAUACUGUGUAUCGGCAUUACACAAGAAACAGCAAGCAGAUCAUUUGGUUUUGGCAGUUUGUGAAAGAGACAGAUAAUGAGGUGAGAAUGCGUCUACUACAGUUUGUCACGGGGACCUGCCGCCUGCCUCUUGGAGGCUUCGCUGAGCUCAUGGGAAGUAAUGGGCCUCAAAAAUUUUGCAUUGAAAAAGUUGGGAAAGACACCUGGUUACCAAGGAGCCACACAUGUUUUAAUCGCUUGGAUCUGCCACCAUACAAGAGUUACGAGCAACUGAAGGAAAAACUUCUUUUUGCAAUAGAAGAAACAGAGGGAUUUGGACAAGAAUAAAUGAGGCUUCUCAUCUUGGGGAACUUUGGUGUUCACAUACAGCAGCCAAGAAAAACUGCACAGAUAAGUGUAAAUAAGCUGUUCAUUCUGUACAGUGAAUUUUCUGAACGUCUCAAAGUAUAAAUGUUUUCUGUUCUUACACAGAAGUAUGCAAAAGAACUCAUCCUUUUCUACUUUAUUUAUUAUUCCCUUAAACUGGCUGACCAGGGAAAAGAUCACCCUUAAAUUCUGAAGCAAGAGACUUUAUUAAAAAUAAGUAUCUACCUUAGCGUGCCAGGAAGUGGCUCUAGUUUUAUAGAGCUCCUCAACUGCAUCGCCACAGCAGUGCCCCUGCAGAAGCAGUCUGGCUGGCUUCACCUCCGUUCUGCCCCUCACGUGACAUAUCCCAUGUGGUGUGUGCGUCUGUUCAGGAAGGGACUGAUGCCCAGGCCAAAUUUGAGUUUGAGUUUCUUAACUAAUGCUGCUGAAGACAGGUGCUCAAACCUGUUGAUUUAGUUUAAAUAAAUACAAUAGUUGAAAAUUUCCCUUCUCUCCUGCACCACUAAAGCAAUGAAUGAAAAGAAAGCAUCCUUAUGUGAAAGUCAUGUACUAACCAGACCCAGCACCAUACAGUCUCGUCUAGAGAUGAGAAGGAUUCCACUGAGAAGCAUAGAGUUUUGUUUACAUGUUCCUUCAGGAUACUGGGUGUUUGUGGGAUUAAAAGAUAAUCAGGCACAUCUUGUACUUUUGUUUUUAAAUGUGAUAGUCUUUAAAUUUAAUUCAUAAUAAAUUGAUGCAAUUUGAUACUUAGGGACAUAAAAAAGGUAAUGUGAACUUUUCCAUUUUUGUUUGUGUUCAAAGUUUUAUUAGUUCAUUAAACCAGAUGGACUGAAGAGUUCCUAAGCAUUUGAACUCAAACAAA
This is a messenger RNA of Pteronotus mesoamericanus, 3904 nucleotides long. It is a transcript of the gene WWP1, whose product is annotated as WW domain containing E3 ubiquitin protein ligase 1. Gene Ontology annotation, cellular component: cytoplasm. The coding region runs from base 250 to 3003 and encodes 917 amino acids. Gene Ontology annotation, molecular function: protein binding; ubiquitin protein ligase activity. The transcript is spliced from 25 exons. Gene Ontology annotation, biological process: proteasome-mediated ubiquitin-dependent protein catabolic process; protein polyubiquitination. The record is from RefSeq and is a predicted model, not a curated record. Lineage: Eukaryota; Metazoa; Chordata; Mammalia; Chiroptera; Mormoopidae.